Messenger RNA from Brassica oleracea var. oleracea, 658 nucleotides. RefSeq names its product 14 kDa proline-rich protein DC2.15-like. Lineage: Eukaryota; Viridiplantae; Streptophyta; Magnoliopsida; Brassicales; Brassicaceae. The coding region runs from base 66 to 479 and encodes 137 amino acids. The transcript has a single exon. The record is from RefSeq and is a predicted model, not a curated record.
CCAUUUCUCCUCAUUCCAAUUCACACGCACCAAAGUCGCUUUUGAAGAAAGAGAGAAAUUUAACAAUGGAUUCAAGAACCACAAGCGCUUUAGACAUUUUCUUGAUUCUCAACAUCCUCUUCUUCACAACAAUCUCAGCCUGCGGUAACUGCGGUUGCCCUUCUCCCAAGCCAAAACCUAACUCUGAACCUAAACCAACCCCAAGCCCUAGCCCUGCCACAGCCAAAUGCCCUAGAGACGCCCUGAAGCUUGGGGUCUGCGCCAACGUGCUCAACGGUCUACUCAACGUUACCCUUGGCCAACCACCGGUCGAGCCAUGUUGCACGCUUAUAAAAGGACUCGCUGAUCUUGAGGCUGCUGCUUGUCUCUGCACCGCGCUCAAAGCUAAUAUCCUCGGGAACAACUUGAACAUCCCGAUCUCUCUCAGUCUGCUUCUCAAUGUUUGUAGCAAAAAGGUUCCCCCUGGCUUCCAAUGCUAAUAAAGAUUCUAAUCAUAUACAAUCAUCACACUUCAUGUAAACAUACAUAUCGUCUUUGUUUCUGGUGUUUUGUGUGCGUGUUUAUUUAUGUAUGUGUGUAUGUGAUUCCUACAACUCUAAACUUCACAGUUACUUUUAUUUUGGUUUCUUAUACAGUCAUUCGUGGUGAUGUUGUAUCA